Molecule: messenger RNA, 2264 nt
Organism: Salvia hispanica
Lineage: Eukaryota; Viridiplantae; Streptophyta; Magnoliopsida; Lamiales; Lamiaceae
Product: heat shock cognate 70 kDa protein 2
Molecular function (GO): ATP binding; ATP-dependent protein folding chaperone
Source: RefSeq, a predicted model, not a curated record
CUCCACUUUCGCCUAUAUACCUUCGUCUUCUCUCGAUUCCUCACAACAAUUCAAUCCGAAGCUCGCAACAAUCACUCCGAUUUCUCUGCUCUCAUUCUUCUAUACUUCGAUUUUUGCUAAACUCUACUGUUAUUCUAAUUGUUUUCGGCAUUAAUGGCGGGAAAGGGCGAAGGACCGGCGAUCGGUAUCGAUUUGGGGACUACCUACUCGUGCGUGGGAGUGUGGCAGCACGACCGCGUCGAGAUCAUCGCCAAUGACCAGGGUAACCGCACCACGCCGUCGUAUGUGGCGUUCACUGACACCGAGCGUCUCAUCGGCGACGCGGCGAAGAAUCAGGUCGCUAUGAAUCCUAUCAACACUGUUUUCGAUGCUAAGAGGUUGAUCGGCCGUAGAUUCUCUGAUCCGUCGGUCCAGAGUGACAUGAAACUCUGGCCAUUCAAGGUUAUUGCCGGCCCUGCCGACAAGCCUAUGAUAGUGGUAUCCUACAAGGGGGAGGAGAAGCAGUUUUCAGCUGAGGAGAUCUCUUCCAUGGUGUUGAACAAGAUGAAGGAGAUUGCCGAGGCGUAUCUCGGGACGACUGUGAAGAAUGCUGUUGUGACCGUGCCAGCUUACUUCAACGAUUCUCAGCGACAGGCAACCAAGGAUGCUGGGGUGAUCUCUGGCCUGAACGUUAUGAGGAUUAUCAACGAGCCUACCGCUGCAGCUAUUGCGUAUGGUUUGGAUAAGAAAGCAACCAGCACCGGUGAGAAGAAUGUGCUCAUCUUCGAUCUAGGUGGUGGUACGUUUGAUGUGUCACUUCUCACGAUCGAGGAGGGCAUUUUCGAGGUGAAGGCUACAGCUGGUGACACUCAUCUUGGGGGUGAGGAUUUCGAUAAUAGGAUGGUGAAUCACUUUGUGCAAGAGUUCAAGAGGAAGAACAAGAAGGAUAUCAGUGGCAACCCGAGAGCUCUUAGGAGGCUGAGAACUGCUUGUGAGAGGGCGAAGAGGACUCUCUCUUCCACUGCCCAAACAACAAUUGAGAUCGAUUCAUUGUAUGAAGGCAUUGAUUUCUAUUCCACCAUUACUCGUGCGAGGUUUGAAGAAUUGAACAUGGAUUUGUUCCGGAAGUGUAUGGAGCCCGUUGAGAAGUGUUUGAGGGAUGCGAAGAUGGACAAGAGCACUGUCCACGAUGUUGUGCUCGUUGGUGGCUCGACUAGGAUUCCGAAGGUGCAGCAGCUACUGCAGGACUUCUUCAAUGGGAAGGAGCUUUGCAAGAGCAUCAAUCCUGAUGAGGCAGUGGCGUAUGGUGCUGCUGUGCAAGCUGCAAUCUUGAGCGGUGAAGGAAACGAGAAGGUGCAGGAUCUCUUGCUUUUGGAUGUUACUCCUUUGUCUCUCGGUCUUGAGACUGCUGGAGGUGUGAUGACUGUGUUGAUUCCGAGGAACACAACCAUCCCGACGAAGAAGGAACAGAUUUUCUCGACCUACUCUGACAACCAGCCUGGUGUUUUGAUCCAAGUGUACGAGGGUGAAAGAACUAGGACUAAAGACAACAACCUUCUCGGGAAGUUUGAGCUCACCGGCAUCCCACCUGCCCCAAGAGGCGUACCACAGAUCAGCGUGUGCUUUGACAUUGAUGCGAAUGGCAUCUUGAACGUAUCAGCCGAGGACAAGACAACCGGACAGAAGAACAAGAUCACCAUCACCAACGACAAGGGCAGGCUGUCCAAGGAAGAGAUCGAGAAGAUGGUGCAGGAGGCCGAGAAGUACAAAUCCGAGGACGAAGAGCAUAAGAAGAAGGUGGAGGCCAAGAAUGCUCUGGAGAACUACGCCUACAACAUGAGGAACACCAUCAAGGAUGAUAAGAUUGCGGCCAAGCUCCCUGCGGACGACAAGAAGAAGAUCGAGGAUGCUAUUGAGGCUGCUAUCCAGUGGCUGGACACCAACCAGCUCGCAGAAGCUGAUGAAUUUGAAGACAAGAUGAAGGAGCUCGAGGGCCUCUGCAAUCCGAUCAUAGCCAAGAUGUACCAAGGCGCCGGUGGUGAUGCUGAUAUGGGCGGUGUGAACAUGGGAGGUGACGGCCCCUCUGCUGGUGCCGGCGGUGCAGGCCCCAAGAUUGAAGAAGUCGAUUAAGUGAACAUGUAGAUGGUUGGAUGUUCGUUUGUUGUGAUGGUUUUCUGCUUCUGAUCUGUACUCUUUUUUCAACCCUGUAUUUGCUAUUUCCUUUUGGUACUCCCUUCAUUUACUAUGUUUUGCUAAAGGAAACCUACGUUUAGUUUUUUUUGUCA